Darwinula stevensoni is the source of this 1772-nucleotide messenger RNA. Lineage: Eukaryota; Metazoa; Arthropoda; Ostracoda; Podocopida; Darwinulidae. The record is from the annotation of a GenBank genome assembly.
CCCCUCGACCCCUCGAGCCUUGCAGACCCCUUCCCCCGUCCCUUGCGUCUCCCACGCCUCGCUCUCAUCCCCGUGCGACCAUGAAAAUCCGACCGUGCCGCGUCCUGACGUUCGCCGUCGUCCUCACGUUCGCCGUCGCCCCCGCGGAACCGGCGGAGAUCCUCAUCGCCGUCACCUUCGGCACCAAGAGUCACCACCAACUGUUCCUAGCCUACGCCAAAGCCCUCGGGGUCGAGGGCCACCGCGUCACUCUCUACUCCCCGCACAAACACGCGGAAAAACCCUUCGUCGGCGUGGAAGAAAUCUCCCGCGAGGAAAUGUGGGGCUUCAUCGACCAAAGGAUGCCGAACGCCUUCAACGUGACCGGGGAGAAGAGCAGAUACACGCAACUCGUCUUUCAGGUGUCGCUGGACCACUGCCGCGCAGUGCUGGAGGACCCGCCGUUCCUCGCCCUGCUCAAGUCGCGGCGCCGCUUCGACCUCGUGGUCGGGAACGGGCUCUUCGGCGACUGCGUCCUCGGCCUGGUGGACGCCCUCCGCGGCGUCCCGUUCGUCCUGCUCAAUCCGCCGGGCGCGCUGCCCUGGACGAGCGAGGCGACGGGGGCGCCGCAUGCGGCCGCCUUCGUCCCGAAUCUUCACACGGCGUUCGCGCCGGAUAUGAGCUUCUUUCAGAGGGUCAAGAAUCUUUUCGCCACGCAGAUGCUCAAGUACAAGAGGAGGGUGAACCUCCUGCUCCCGACGGAGGCCCUCUGGCACCGCAAGUACCAGGGCCUGCGACGGUUCUCGGAGGUGGAGAGGGAGGUGAGCCUGGUCCUCCUCAACUCCCACGUGAGCCACGGGGCGCCGCGGCCGCUCCUGCCGGACCAGGUGGAGGUCGGCGGCCUGCAUUGCACUCCGGCCAGGGCCCUCCCGAAGAGCGGAAUGAUGGUCAAGUCCGCCCUUUGCUUCGUGGUUUUGUCGCUGUUUGGUGUCGGUGCGAACGGGGCGGAAAUCCUCAUCAUCCAUCCACUGGCCAGCAGAAGUCAUCUGAACGUGCUUCAACCUCUUGCGAAGGCCCUGGGUGCCAGGGGUCACAAUGUGACCUUGGUUUCGGCGUACGGCCUCAAAGAGUCAAAGGGUGUGAGGACCCUCAAGGUCCCCGGAUUCGAGGAGGAUAUGAAAGAGGCCGGCAAGGGAAUGUGGGUGCAGGAAGGGCAGACGUCUGUCGUCGGGGUCGCGUUCAUGCAUUGGGUCAUUCACGCGGCUGCCCUGAAAGCGUGUAAUAUCACCUUGACCUGGGGUCCUCUUAAGCCCUACCUGGAGGCUAAGAUGAAGCUGGACCUCGUCGUCACGUCCCUCUUUUUCGAGGACUGUCUCCUCGCCAUCCCGUACCUCAACAGAGUCCCGUUUGUGUACUUCAGUCCUGCAGGGCUGUUCUCGCACAACGCUUUCGCUCAAGGGCAUUUCGAUAACCCAUCUUUCGUCCCCGGCAUCAUGACCACAUACACCCACAGAAUGAGCUUCUGGCAGAGAAUUUUCAACACCCUGAUGUAUUACUCGACCAUGGCCUACGUCCGGUAUUUCAUCAUCCCCGACGAGCAAAAAUUGGUGAAGGAACUCAUCGGCGAGGGAAUUCCGCCACUAGAAGAGCUCGCCUCCAACGCCAGCCUGUAUCUGCUCAAUUCGGACGUCAGCGCGGACUGCCCCAGGAUGCCAGUCUCGAUCUCGGUUGGCGGGAUGCACGUCGUUCCGUCCAAGCCGCUGAGCCGGGUGAGUUGGGCUUCGUUCAUCUGA